Enhydra lutris kenyoni (northern sea otter) is the source of this 944-nucleotide messenger RNA. It is a transcript of the gene PLAAT5, whose product is annotated as HRAS like suppressor family member 5. NCBI's taxonomy places the organism in Eukaryota, Metazoa, Chordata, Mammalia, Carnivora, Mustelidae. Gene Ontology annotation, cellular component: cytoplasm. Gene Ontology annotation, biological process: N-acylphosphatidylethanolamine metabolic process. The coding region runs from base 1 to 756 and encodes 251 amino acids. The transcript has 6 exons. Gene Ontology annotation, molecular function: glycerophospholipid phospholipase A1 activity; A2-type glycerophospholipase activity. The record is from RefSeq and is a predicted model, not a curated record.
AUGGGCCUGGGCCCCGCCGCCCGCGGGGAGAGAAGGCGACGCCUCUCUCGCUUCCCCCGGCCCCGCCCCGGCCCCGUCCCGCGAGCCGCAGAAGAAUCAUCUCAAGCGUUGGUCCAGCUCUCGCCCAAGGAGCCACAGCAGGGAACCUCAGAGCUGAGCAGAAGCAGCCAGGAGGGGGAGAAGCCCAUAGUUAACUUGGAGACCACACCCAAGGAGAAAAGAGCAGAGUUGAAUUCAGCCCCGAAGCCUGAGAACACCGGGAAAUUGGCAAAGCAAGCUGCUGAGGGCAAACCAAGGCCCAGACCCGGAGACCUGAUUGAGAUUUUUCGAAUUGGCUAUGAGCACUGGGCCAUCUACGUGGAAGACGACUGCGUGGUGCAUCUGGCUGCCCCGAGUAAGGGUGAGGAAUUCGAGGUGGGUAGCAUCACUUCCAUCUUCAGCAACCGCGCGGUCGUGAAGUACAGCCGUCUGGAGGACGUGCUGCACGGCUGCUCCUGGAAGAUCAACAACAAGCUGGACGGGACGUACCUGCCCCUGCCCGUGGACCAGAUCCUCCAGCGCACGAAACAGAUGAUCAACAAGAUUGUGCAGUACAGCCUGAUCGAAGGGAACUGUGAGCACUUUGUCAAUGACCUCAGAUACGGCGUGCCCCGGAGUCAGCAGGUGGAGCACGCACUGAUGGAAGGCGCGAAGGCUGCGGGAGCGGUCAUCUCAGCUGUCGUGGAGAGCAUCAGGCCCAAGCCCAUAACGGCCUGAAGGAGCUCGGAACUCCAAGCAGAGAAGGAACUGCUGUCAUCGGUAGGGACAACGUGCCUCCUUGCCUCCCCUUGCCUUCUCUUUCCAUAGCCCCACUCGAGAAAAUUGUGAACUUCUGGAAGAAUCUAGAAUGUAUCCAAAGACCCCUCCAGAAAUACAUCCAAUAUAUGUGAUCCUAGAUCUGUGGA